GAUGUUUAAUUGCUUAUAAAAUUGAGAAAUUCAAACUUCUGAAAUAUUCAGAGUAUUCCCUUGAUUAGAGGGCUGUAGAUUUCGGUUUCCUAAGUAUAUCAUAGACAAAAUAUGUUUUAAAUUGUCAAAUUUUAGAUAUAAUAAGAUUAACAAAAAAAAUUCUUAGUAGGAAACAUACAAGCAUUUUGGAAUCCAAACCAAGAUGAUUUAAACUUUUUUUGGGUUGUGUCACUUGUUUAAUAGAAGGAAGCUUAAAAAGAAUUUAAUGAUCAAAUACUAAUAUUUUGUGGAGACUUUAAUAGUCCUCAUUCUAAUCCAAUAUAAUACAUAAAAAUAAUAAAACCUAUUGUUGAAAGAAUUGAAAUGUGUUCAAAUUAAAUCCAGCUAUAAAAUGAGAUAUUAAACAUUAUGGUCCUUCUAAACUAAAUUAACUGAGAGCAUUGAUCAAUUCCAUAAAUUUACUAAUUAUACACAAAAUGUAAAUUAUUAUAUUAAAUAUUGUUUAAAUGAUGCUUUGAUUACGUUUACUAACAUAAUGCAAAAGUAGAAAAGAUUUUAAGAAUUCCAGAAGAAAGCUUACUAUAACAAGAAGUAGCUCUACCUAAUAUUAAAUUUCUAAGGGAUCAUUUGCCUAUUUUAGCAUAUUUUAAUUCUCUCUAUAUAAAGUUCUUAGCAUACUCAUUUUUUUGUAUAAAUUAUUGUCUCAAGAAUAAGUAAUAGUUAUUCAAUUGUAUACUUAACAGUUGAUCUAACUUUCUUAGCAUCAUCACUUCAAAAAGUUAAUAUUAAAUGA
This is a messenger RNA of Paramecium primaurelia, 793 nucleotides long. The record is from the annotation of a GenBank genome assembly. NCBI's taxonomy places the organism in Eukaryota, Ciliophora, Oligohymenophorea, Peniculida, Parameciidae.